UCCGUACAGCCUCUCCCUCACCAAACAGAGCCCGGGCCGGAACUGACUGCGGAACUGCUUCGUACACAAAUUAAAAUGACAGAUGUCACGGUGUUUUUGUCAUGUUCGUUGUUUUUUAUUUCAAUUUUGCGUCCAGGGAUCGGGGCAGAAGUGUCCUUGUGGAAUGUCGACAUCAACUCAUCACAAAAUGCCGUCUUCAGGAAGACAUUGUACGCCAACACAACCAUCUUUAUGAGAUUCCAGGGGGACUUGGCUUUAUGUGAUUCCAACCUGGCCUUCAACAUCAGUUGGUACCUCCGUUCCUCUGUCUGCUACAAUAAAGUCUUUAAUACUCCAGACAACAAGGCACUGACUAUGUUUGGUCUGGAUCACAUGCUGAAGGAGGACUGGAAUGGCUUCUACAGCCAGGGAUACAUGUACUUUGACAACUGCUCAGCUCUUUUUCUACCCAAGGUGUACUACACAGACUUCAGCACCUAUCAGCCCCUCAUCAGCCCACAGAGUGAGGAAGGCAGGCCUUCCAAUCAGAGCGCUCCACAGGGGUGGCUGGAAAAGCCGGAUAUAGGUGCGGUGGCCAAGGCGUGGUUCGACAGCCCCUACCUGUUUAUAGUGAAGGUGCAGCCGCAGCAGCGUGGAGAUGCCAGCGGGGGGCGCCCUGGAGCAGAGGAGGAGGAGACUAAUGAUGUCCCGGGAAACCUGGCCUUUAUCAUGACCGUGGAGAUGAAGGGACCUCGUGAAUACUCCUCCCCUGCAGACUGGCCUCUUAUGAUGUUCUACAUGGUGAUGUGUAUAGUGUAUGUAUUCUUCGGGGCGCUCUGGCUCUUCUGGUCGGCCUGUUACUGGAAGGAUCUGUUGAGGAUCCAGUUCUGGAUCGGAGGAGUGAUCAUCCUGGGCAUGCUGGAGAAAGCAGUCUUCUACUCCAAGUACCAGAGCAUCCGCUACAGAGGAGACUACGUCCAAGGUGCUGUAAUCUUUGCCGAGUUGCUGUCUGCUCUGAAGAGAUCUCUGGCUCGGAUCCUAGUGCUCAUAGUCAGUCUGGGCUACGGCAUCGUCAAACCCAGGCUGGGCACCACAGUCCACCGGCUAGCAGCAGUAGGCCUGCUCUACCUGCUCUUCUCCUCUGUGGAGGGAGUGCUGCGCGUCACAGGAGGUUUCUAUGGGACCGUAGCCCUGGUGGCUAACCUGAGUCUCUCCCUCAUUGACUUCUGUGUGAUGUGGUGGAUCUUCAUAAGCUUGUCCCAGACCACUCGUCUCCUGAAGCUGCGUAGGAACGUGGUGAAGCUGUCUCUGUAUCAGCAUUUCACCAACACACUCAUCUUCUCUGUUCUGGCUUCUAUUAUCUUCAUCAUCUGGACGACCAAAGUGUUUAAGCUGGUCGACUGCCAGACCGUGCACCUUGUGCUGGGGACAAUAAAAGGGUUGGAGGGACCUGUGGGUGGACGAUGCGUUCUGGCGCCUCCUCUUCUCCACCAUCCUCCUGGUCAUCAUGGUGUUGCUACGACCCUCCGCCAACAGAGGUUCUCCCAUUCCCCUCUGAUCGAUGAAGACGAUGAUGAGGAUGAAGCCAAGGAGCCCAUGCUGAAUGAAGCCUUUGGUGAAAGACUUUAACCAGUUUAACGUUAGGAUUUCCUGCUGUAUUGAUAUAAUAUAUGACAAUAGGGAUCUCUAGCAGGGCCGGGGUCAAUUCCAGGCUAGCAGGGCCGGGGUCAGUUCCAGUCGAGCAGGGCCGGGGUCAGUUCCAGUCGAGCUCUCUCUCUCUGAGGUAAACUAGCAGGCCGAGCUCUCUCUCUCUCUGAGGUAAACUAGCAGGCCGAGCUCUCUCUCUCUCUCUGAGGUAAACUAG
This is a messenger RNA of Salvelinus namaycush (lake trout), 1843 nucleotides long. Its product is annotated as transmembrane protein 87A-like. Bases 76 to 1608 code for a protein of 510 amino acids. Gene Ontology annotation, cellular component: Golgi cisterna membrane; Golgi apparatus. Gene Ontology annotation, biological process: retrograde transport, endosome to Golgi. The record is from RefSeq and is a predicted model, not a curated record. The transcript is spliced from 16 exons. Lineage: Eukaryota; Metazoa; Chordata; Actinopteri; Salmoniformes; Salmonidae.